ACUAAUCUAUUCUAUAUAGUCUGUGGUUUCUUUCCGGUUUCAACAUGCCGCCCAAAAAGGAUACAAAGGCCUCGGCUAAACAGCCGCAGAAGACACAGAAGAAAAAGGAGGGAUCUAGCGGUGGCAAAGCCAAGAAGAAGAAGUGGUCCAAAGGAAAAGUUCGUGACAAGUUAAACAACCAAGUUUUGUUCGACAAAGCCACCUAUGAAAAGCUGUACAAAGAAGUUCCACAGUACAAGCUGAUCACACCUGCAGUAGUCUCUGAAAGACUAAAGGUCCGAGGCUCUCUUGCAAGGCGAGCCCUCAUUGAACUCAGAGAAAAAGGUCUCAUCAAGCAGGUGGUGCAACACCACGGACAGGUUAUCUACACGAGGGCAACCAAGGGUGACGAUCCUGUUGCGUAGGUUAUGGAUAGGUUAU
Messenger RNA from Diatraea saccharalis (sugarcane borer), 420 nucleotides. Lineage: Eukaryota; Metazoa; Arthropoda; Insecta; Lepidoptera; Crambidae. The record is from the annotation of a GenBank genome assembly.